CCGCGCUCCCCGCCCUCGAGCCACGGUGCCGGAGCCGCCCGCCGCCCGCGGAGGAGGUGGAGGAGCCGCAGGAGCCCGCCGAGGCGGCGGCGGCGGCGGCAAGAUGGCGGACUUCCUGCCGUCGCGGUCCGUGCUGUCCGUGUGCUUCCCGGGCUGCGUGCUGACGAGCGGCGAGGCCGAGCAGCAGCGCAAGUCCAAGGAGAUCGACAAAUGCCUGUCGCGGGAGAAGACCUACGUGAAGCGGCUCGUGAAGAUCCUGCUGCUGGGCGCGGGCGAGAGCGGCAAGUCCACCUUCCUGAAGCAGAUGCGGAUCAUCCACGGGCAGGACUUCGACCAGCGCGCGCGCGAGGAGUUCCGCCCCACCAUCUACAGCAACGUGAUCAAAGGUAUGAGGGUGCUGGUAGAUGCUCGAGAGAAGCUUCAUAUUCCUUGGGGAGAUGAGGACAACCAGCUCCAUGGAGACAAGUUGAUGGCGUUUGACACCCGAGCGCCCAUGGCAGCCAAAGGAAUGGUGGAAACCGGGAUUUUUUUACAAUAUCUUCCUGCUAUAAGAGCCUUAUGGGCAGACAGCGGCAUACAGCAUGCCUAUGACCGGCGUCGAGAAUUCCAGCUGGGUGAAUCUGUAAAAUAUUUCCUGGAUAACUUGGAGAAACUUGGAGAACCAGAUUACAUUCCAUCCCAGCAAGAUAUACUGCUUGCCAGAAGACCAACCAAAGGCAUUCACGAGUAUGACUUUGAAAUUAAAAAUGUUCCUUUCAAGAUGGUUGAUGUAGGUGGCCAGAGAUCAGAAAGGAAACGUUGGUUUGAAUGUUUUGACAGCGUGACCUCGAUACUUUUUCUUGUUUCCUCAAGUGAGUUUGACCAGGUGCUCAUGGAGGAUCGACUGACCAAUCGCCUUACAGAAUCUCUAAACAUUUUUGAAACAAUCGUCAAUAACCGAGUUUUCAGCAAUGUCUCGAUAAUUCUCUUCUUAAACAAGACAGACUUGCUUGAGGAGAAAGUACAAGUUGUGAGCAUCAAAGACUAUUUCCUAGAAUUUGAAGGAGAUCCACACUGCUUAAGAGACGUCCAAAAAUUCCUGGUGGAAUGUUUCCGGAACAAACGCCGGGACCAGCAGCAGAAGCCCCUGUACCACCACUUCACCACCGCCAUCAACACGGAGAACAUCCGCCUUGUCUUCCGGGAUGUGAAGGAUACUAUUCUUCAUGACAACCUCAAGCAGCUCAUGCUACAGUGAUGGACAGAAGACUUGCUAUUGUAAUACCUUUUUGUGUUUUUCAUUGUUUUCUGUUGGUUAUGUUUUGUUUUUAAAAAUAGCAGUUUACAACAGGAAUUAGAAAAGUUGAUUUCUAGGUAAUCUUAAGCCUUCUGCGCCUUUGGUUUGUGGCUAAAAGCUGCUGAGUAACACAUCACCAGCACCUGCCGGGAGCUGGGCCUUGCUGUCUCGCUGUAGCUUCCAUUCAAGUCCACAUGGUGGUUGGCCAGCCACAGACUACGUACGUGUGUGCCAGGCUUUUCCAUUCUUCACUGGUCAAGCUGAAUUCUCCUCCAGUGCCAAGUACAGACAGCACUCUGAGUACCGGUAGGAGCAAGCUUAGGAAUAGUCAGCUCUGAAACAGAGAUCCUCAGCCCGCCUUACACAGGCGGUGAACUUACCACCUAGCUGUAGGAUGGCUGUUUUCAAAGGGCCGUCAGAAAACAGUUGGGUGUAAGGAGUGGCGAUCACUGUACACAGCUGUGGCCUUCGCGUGCUUGGAAUUGCACACAUACACAACAGCUGUUUUAAUUUCUGUGGCUCUGAAGGUAAUGUUCUUAGUGUUUUAAAGUUUACAUAAGGAUUUCUGGUCUGAUGUGAAAGAGUUGGCAAAUGGUACCAGGAGCAGAAAGAUGAGCAAAUACUAUAGACAGUGUUUUGAUCAAAAACAAUGAUGGAGUAGUUUGCCUUUUUCAUGUUUGAUCAUCGUGUAAUUUAAUUUGCCACAGUGAAGCAUUCUGGCCACUGCAGCUCCUGUGAACUGCAGGCAACUGAGCGUAACACACAUCUGUGCCAGGGUGUUGUGUGUGCCACCUCGCAGCCCUGCCUGGAUGUGCCUGCCUGGAUGUGCCUGCCUGGUGUCCCUCCUUCCUGCAGGAGAGCCGGUCUGCAUUUUUGCCUCUCUCUUGCUCCCUGGCCAGUCCCCAACAACUAUAGACUAUGGCAUUUAAGGGGUUCAUUUGUUUGUAUGAAGCUUGCCAAGGGCAGUAUUUUCAUGUCAGACUAUUUAGGAAGGUAUUAUUUGAGAUUCCUGUUCAUUCUUGGUAUGUCGCUAAAAGAUACAGUGUGUACAUGUUUGUAUAAUUACUGUUGUGAGAUGCCAACUUUGUUGAGGUACAUCCUGAAUGUCUUAAGAAUGCUUCUAAGAAUUAGUAGUCUCUCCGGUCCUACCUAGAGGUGAUUACAUUUGUCCUCCCCUCACUGCUUACCGAAUU
This is a messenger RNA of Octodon degus (degu), 2469 nucleotides long. RefSeq names its product G protein subunit alpha 13 (gene Gna13). The transcript has 4 exons. Gene Ontology annotation, biological process: Rho protein signal transduction; adenylate cyclase-activating G protein-coupled receptor signaling pathway. Gene Ontology annotation, molecular function: GTPase activity; G-protein beta/gamma-subunit complex binding; guanyl nucleotide binding. Gene Ontology annotation, cellular component: heterotrimeric G-protein complex; brush border membrane. The record is from RefSeq and is a predicted model, not a curated record. Lineage: Eukaryota; Metazoa; Chordata; Mammalia; Rodentia; Octodontidae. The coding region runs from base 104 to 1237 and encodes 377 amino acids.